Messenger RNA from Beta vulgaris subsp. vulgaris (sugar beet), 411 nucleotides. RefSeq lists its product as uncharacterized. The record is from RefSeq and is a predicted model, not a curated record. Lineage: Eukaryota; Viridiplantae; Streptophyta; Magnoliopsida; Caryophyllales; Amaranthaceae. Bases 1 to 411 code for a protein of 136 amino acids. The transcript has 2 exons.
AUGGAGCAACACCAUCAGCUGGCUGGGGCAGAGGGUCCUGUGUUUGAUGAUCCGGAGAAAUAUCGUAGAUUGAUGGGCAGAUUGAUAUAUCUUGCUGUGACGAGACCUGAUUUGGCAUAUUCAGUACACAUUUUAUCACAGUUUAUGCAGGUUCCUAAGGUGAUUCAUUGGGAGGCCGCUUUACGUGUGGUUCGAUAUUUGAAGAAAAAUCCAGGACAGGGCAUAUUAUUUCGUUCUGACAGUGAUCUCCGACUUGAGGGAUGGUGCGAUUCGGAUUGGGCUAGUUGUCCUCUUACUAGGAGAUCUGUGAGUGGGUGGCCUAAGAAGCGGCCUACAGUUUUUCGAUCAUCUGCAGAGGCAGAAUAUCGUUUGAUGGUUGCUAUUGUGUGUGAAUUAAAGUGGUUGAAGUAG